Molecule: messenger RNA, 3756 nt
Organism: Pteropus alecto (black flying fox)
Lineage: Eukaryota; Metazoa; Chordata; Mammalia; Chiroptera; Pteropodidae
Gene: KMT5B
Product: lysine methyltransferase 5B
Exons: 10
Coding region: 77-2722 (881 amino acids)
Cellular component (GO): nucleus
Molecular function (GO): protein binding; histone H4K20 methyltransferase activity
Source: RefSeq, a predicted model, not a curated record
GAGAGAACAUUGAAAUUAUUCUCUAAGCUAUUUGAAGAGAGUGACUAAAUGCACCUGGGUCAGGCUGUCUGUGGGUAUGAAGUGGUUGGGAGAAUCCAAGAACAUGGUGGUGAAUGGCAGGAGGAAUGGAGGCAAGUUGUCUAAUGAACAUCAGCAGAAUCAAUCAAAGUUACAGCACACGGGAAAGGACACCGUGAAGGCUGGCAAAAACGCAGUCGAGAGGCGGUCAAGCAGAUGUAAUGGUAAUUCAGGAUUUGAAGGACAGAGUCGAUAUGUACCAUCUUCUGGAAUGUCUGCCAAGGAGCUCUGUGAAAAUGAUGACCUAGCAACCAGUUUGGUUCUUGAUCCCUAUUUAGGUUUUCAAACACACAAAAUGAAUACUAGCGCCUUUCCUUCGAGAAGCUCAAGGCAUUUUUCCAAAUCUGACAGUUUUCCUCACAACAACCCUGUGAGAUUUCGGCCUAUUAAAGGAAGACAAGAAGAGCUAAAGGAAGUAAUUGAGCGUUUUAAGAAAGACGAGCACUUGGAGAAAGCUUUCAAAUGUUUGACUUCAGGCGAAUGGGCACGGCACUAUUUUCUCAACAAGAGCAAGAUGCAGGAGAAGUUAUUCAAGGAACAUGUGUUCAUUUACUUGCGAAUGUUUGCAACUGACAGUGGAUUUGAAAUAUUGCCUUGUAAUAGAUACUCAUCUGAACAAAAUGGAGCUAAAAUAGUUGCAACAAAAGAGUGGAAACGAAAUGACAAAAUAGAAUUACUGGUGGGUUGUAUUGCCGAACUUUCAGAAAUUGAGGAGAACAUGCUACUUAGACAUGGAGAAAACGACUUCAGUGUCAUGUAUUCCACAAGGAAAAACUGUGCCCAGCUCUGGCUUGGUCCUGCUGCAUUUAUAAACCAUGAUUGCAGACCUAACUGCAAGUUUGUGUCAACUGGUCGAGAUACAGCGUGUGUGAAGGCUCUAAGAGAUAUUGAACCUGGAGAAGAAAUUUCUUGUUAUUAUGGAGAUGGGUUUUUUGGAGAAAAUAAUGAGUUCUGCGAGUGUUACACUUGCGAAAGACGGGGAACUGGUGCUUUUAAAUCCAGAGUGGGACUGCCUGCGCCUGCUCCUGUUAUCAACAGUAAAUACGGACUCAGAGAGACAGAUAAACGCUUAAAUAGGCUUAAAAAGUUAGGUGACAGCAGCAAAAAUUCAGACAGUCAAUCUGUCAGCUCUAACACUGAUGCAGACACCACUCAGGAAAAAAACAACGCAACUUCUAGCCGCAAAUCUUCAGUUGGUGUGAAAAAGACCAGCAAGAGCAGAACAUUACCGAGGCAGUCUAUGUCCAGAAUCCCAGCUUCUUCCAACUCUACCUCAUCUAAGCUAACUCAUGUAAAUAAUUCCAGGGUACCAAAGAAACCGAAAAAGCCUGCAAAGCCUUUACUCUCUAAGAUAAAAUUAAGAAAUCAUUGCAAACGGCUGGAGCAGAAGAGUGCUUCGAGAAAACUCGAGAUGGGAAACUUAGUACUGAAGGAGCCUAAAGUCGUUCUGUAUAAAAAUUUGCCCAUCAAAAAAGAUAAGGAGCCGGAGGGACCAGCACAAGCCGCAGUGGCCAGUGGGUGCUUAACCAGACACGCAGCAAGAGAGCACAAACAGAGCGCUGGGCAGGGCGCCCCCCACGGGGAGGGCGCCCCCAGCACAUACACAACCAGGCGGUCUGCGAGGACACGAAUGGAUUCGAAGGAGACCUCUGACAUCAAGCUUGAACCAAAUACGUUGGACGGCUGUAAAGACAGCUUGGCGGAAGCUCGCCUGGAUGGUGGCGAGCAGCCAGCUCCUACGGUGCAGGAUGAAGAACUGGCCCACGACACUGCCCCAAUCAGGGAAGCAAAGUGUCCUAAGAGUGACAACAGCAUUGCAAAAAAGAAGUCACGACAAGGAAAACUUGUGAGACAGUUGGCCAAAGCAGAGGAGCCCACCCCGCUGCACGCUUCCCCAGGAGGGGCCGGGGCCGGGCCAGAUGCGAUGUCCCACCCCGCCCAGGGCGGGCACAGCGGCGCGGAGGGCUCGCCCGGGAGCUACGGGGACUGGGCCCCUUGCCCCGUUGACGGCUCCGUCGUGGCAGCGGAGAGCUUCAGAGCAAGAGACGGCUGCAGAACUGCAAAGAGUAAAAAGAAGAGGCGGAUCACAAGGUACGACGCGCAGCUGAUCCUGGAAAACAACUCCGGGAUCCCCAAAUUGACUCUUCGCAGGCGUCACGACAGCAGCAGCAAGACCAACGACCCAGAGAACGACGGGGUGAAUUCUUCAAAAAUAAGCAUCAAGUUAAGUAAAGACCACGAAAAUGAUAAUAAUCUCUAUGUAGCAAAGCUCAAUAAUGGAUUUAACUCAGGAUCAGGCAGUAGUUCCACAAAAUUGAAAAUCCAGCUAAAGCGGGACGAGGAGGGUAGGGGUUCAUACCCAGAGGGGCUUCAUGAAAACGGGGUGUGCUGUAGCGACCCUCUGUCCCUGCUGGAGUCCCGCAUGGAAGUCGACGACUACAGUCAGUACGAGGAAGAAAGUACAGGUGACUCCUCCUCUUCCGGGGGGGAGGGGGAGGGGGAGGACUAUGAUGAUGACUUUGAAGAUGAUUUUAUUCCUCUUCCUCCGGCCAAGCGAUUGAGGCUAAUAGUUGGGAAAGACUCUAUAGAUAUUGACAUUUCUUCCAGGAGAAGAGAAGAUCAGUCUUUGAGGCUUAACGCGUAAGCUCUCGGUCUUAAUUCGACCGGGGAUAACUACUUUAAAGAAAUAAAAAAUUCCAGUCGAUUAUUCCUCAACCGAAACGUUUUAGCGGCAGCACUUCUCUCGUUUCUUCACGUAACAGCGUAAUACUGUAGAAAGUGUACAGCGUACUGACUCUUCUUAAGUCUGAUUUGUGCAGAUUUUUAUUGUACUUUUUAAAUAGCCUUCUUACGUGCAAUUCCGAGUUAGAGGGAAAGCCCCGUUGUAAAAUAAAGGCUCAAGCAAAACUGUACAGCGAUAGCAACUUUCCACCCAGGACGUUGAAAACAAUAAUGUGGCUACACAAUUUUUUUUAACCUAAGAGCAUCAGCCGGCUCUUUAAUAUAUGACUAAAUAAUUCAAAACAAAUCAUAGUGGCAGCAUAUUAAGGUUUCCUAGUAUAUGCUAAUAUCACCAGCAAUGAUCUUUGGCUUUUUGAUUUAUUCGCUAGAUGUUUCCCCCUUGGAGUUUUGUCAGUUUCACACUGUUUGCUGGCCCAGGUGUCCUGUUUGUGGCCUUGGUUACAUAGCAAACCAUCGGUCGGGAGUCAGAUCGGUUUUCUUUAAAAAAAAAAAAAGUACAAUUACAAGCGUGACAGCUAACUUUUCAGUACGUUCUCUGUACGAGGGUGGCAGUGUGCAGGAUGAGUUUCGAUGCAGCGUAUUUAUUGCUUGUCAUGUAAAUUAAAGACCUUGUAUUUAACACUUUUCAACCCUUUUAGAUAAAAUUGUUCUUUGCAAGAAUGAUUGGUGCUUAUUUUUUCAAAAAUUUGCUGUGAACAAUGUGAUGACAACAAGCAACAUUUAUCUAAUGAACUACAGCUAUCUUAAUUUGGGUCUUCAAGUUUUCUGUUGCACUUGUAAAAUGCUACAAGGAAUAUUAAAACUCUAUUCACUUUAACUUAUAAUAGUUUAUGAAAUAAAAACAUGAGUCACAGCUUUUGUUCUGUGGUAACCUAUAAAAAUGUUGUCUUUGAAAUUCAAUGUAAAGAACUGAAAACAAUGUAUAUGUUGUAAAUA